UUUUUGAAACAAUCGAGAAAGAGAACAUUAAACAGAACAUCUCCGGGAUUAAUUAAGAAAACAAAACUAUAUUAAACACAAGAGACGUAUCCUGGUCUAAAUUGACAAUUUUGCUCAUCUGACCUUUAAAAGAAAAUGGCUCUAUGGAACGUCAACGGAGAUCUGCAAUUAAUAGAAAACAGUCUGAACGAGCUGAGAAAAGAGAUAGAUGUUUUUGCAGCACGCAUCAGCCACCAGCAUGGAACACCAAUAGCGGAAGGUAGCGAUCAGAAACUUGAAGUAAAAAGAAAUGAGGAUAUCACCAAAGUUUUGACAGCGUUUCAGAUCAAAUUAAGAGAUUUGAACCACGUAAUUCAUGGUUGUAGAAAUUCCCAGAUUUACUUUUGCUUGCAUAAUAAUGAUAUUUAUCACCUGAUCAUACACAUUCCUGAUGAAGAAUGGAACCACUUCAUGAGAAAUCUCUUUCAACAUCUCAGCGAUGAACAGAUAGACUCUUUCAGUGAGAUGCGCAAAACAAACCCAAAAGAGGCAAAAUACAACAUGAUGAAGGAAUGGAUGAAAAAAAUCAAGAACCUAAAUAAAGAACAAACGAUCACUGAAAUCAAGCGGGUCCUUGACCUCCUCCAAAUAAGUUAUGUUUCAGAAUUAUUUGAUGAAUCAUGCAAGAAAAAUGCCAAAAUCUUGAACAAAUUGAAACACUUAACAACAUAGUGAUCAUGGAGAAAUUGGAAUGCCAGCUGCUAUAACAUAUGUUGAUCAACUCUGGUGAUAUAACUGGCUCGUAUCAGGAUGCAUACCAUUCCAUCUUACAGUGUCAGGACUCCAAUCGCAAGACUGACAAGAGAAAUCAAAUUCUAAGGGUCCACUAGUGUUCUACAGGAUUUGAAUCCAGAGUACCACUAUUGUUUGCAAGCAUUUUCACAAGGAACCACUUGAGUUUUUACUUGAUCUACAACUUUGGAAUUUACAAUUUUAGCAGUGUCGUCUAUGAUUUCACAUUGGUUACAUUCCUAUCUAUUGUAUGCUUGACCUGAUGGCAUUGAACCAUACCAUUCCUGUCAUUCUCAAGCUGUGUGGGUGGCUCCUUCGAUCAAUGUUUUCUGUGCAUCCAUACAAGUAGGACUACUGUUAUCAUAUUGGCAAACAGUAAUUUGCAUUCUCGCUAUUUCCUUGUAUUACUGCUUGAAUGGCUCAGGUUUGAUAUCUCUGACAUAGAUCAAUUACUUGUCUGGUAAACACAUUGAUUCUGAAUCCAGAAUAACAGGAGUUAGCCGUACAAUGUCUGAGAAAGGCAUGUCACUUGGAGUGCUCGUGUUUCUCCAUGGAAUGUACAGAACAGUUUGCUGCUUAAAGAGAAAGCAUAGCGGUGUC
Messenger RNA from Pelobates fuscus (common spadefoot toad), 1371 nucleotides. RefSeq lists its product as uncharacterized. NCBI's taxonomy places the organism in Eukaryota, Metazoa, Chordata, Amphibia, Anura, Pelobatidae. Gene Ontology annotation, molecular function: protein binding. The transcript is spliced from 7 exons. The record is from RefSeq and is a predicted model, not a curated record. Gene Ontology annotation, biological process: signal transduction. Bases 136 to 711 code for a protein of 191 amino acids.